UUUCCAUCUUGAAGCUGGUUCUCAUUGCGCGGCAUUCGACGUGCGGAUUUCGUCUUUUGAAAUUUCUUUUAUUUUUAAUUGUGUUUCCGUUUGUCAUUCUGACUAAUUGUUGGUUGUUUUGCAUACUCAACUGAUUCAUUGAAAAAGAAAUAUUAAUUUAAAAAGACGACUUUUAUUACGAUAACAGCGAAAGAGGAAAAAAAGAAAUCCAUCCUUCUCCACCCACCUUUCUCUCUUUUACUUAAUCUUGGGUUUUACAAAUACUACACUGAACCGCCCUUCAUCGCAUCAACUGUGCACAUUAUUACUCUACUCUAUCCUCCUUACUAUUCUUUUAUUCAAUCAGCGUUUUCCUAUGGCCGCCAUGACAGUCUCACCUCCUACCCAGCAGAGGAUUGUUGACCUCAACAUUCAACUGAUGUGUCCAGAUUGCAAAAUUAUGCCUCCCAACAUCUCGGAGGAAUUUUCAUCAGGGGACCUGGUCUGUGCAGACUGCGGUUUAGUACUAGGCGACCGAAUCGUAGACACUCGAUCUGAGUGGCGUACGUUUGCCAACGACGAGGGUGAUGAUCCAUCCCGUGUUGGUUCUGCUGCUAACCCACUCCUGAAUGGACCGCAGCUUGAUACUGUCAUUUCGCAGCGAGAUGGUGGUUCUGGAGCAGCCAGAGAAUUGAACAGAACACAUGGUAGGGUGACCGCUGUCAAGGGUGAGCGCAAUCUACUUCAGGCAUAUAAGGAUAUCUCAGCCAUGUGUGAAGCUAUUGGUUUACCCAAAGUGAUCGCUGAUAUCGCCAAACAGCUGUUCAAGCGUGUUGAGGAUGAGAAGCUUUUGAAAGGAAAGCCGAAUGAAAGUAUUAUUGCCGCAUGCAUAUUCAUCGCCUGUCGACAAGAAAGUGUUCCACGUACGUUCAAGGAGAUCUGCACACUGACUCAAGUGCCCAAGAAGGAGAUCGGCCGAUGUUUCAAGGCCUUGAACGAUGCAUUCCACGAGACCAAGGUGCAAACUAUGACUUCACAAGAUCUCAUGUCGCGUUUCUGUUCCAACCUCGGACUGCCUAUGGAUGUACAAAAGUCUGCUAUUGAUUUAACAAAAAAAGCUAAGGAGGUUGGAGCAUUAGCCGGCAAGUCCCCUGUCUCUAUUGCUGCUGCAUGCAUAUACAUGGCCUCGACCUUGUUCAAUCAGAAUCGGUCAACUCGAGAUAUCAGCAACGUCUGUGGUGUUUCUGAAGUGACUAUUAAGAAUGCAUAUAAGCAUCUUUACAAAGAGCGAGCGAAAUUGGUGGAUGAAAAGCUGACUGAGAAACAGAUUGAGUCCCUCCCUUCGCCUUAGAAGGAAAAACUUCUGCUCUCAAGAGCUUCAGGGCGUAAACUAGACAGUGUAGCAGCAUGCUUUUU
Molecule: messenger RNA, 1395 nt
Organism: Lobosporangium transversale
Lineage: Eukaryota; Fungi; Mortierellomycota; Mortierellomycetes; Mortierellales; Mortierellaceae
Product: cyclin-like protein
Exons: 3
Coding region: 356-1330 (324 amino acids)
Biological process (GO): transcription preinitiation complex assembly; transcription initiation at RNA polymerase II promoter
Cellular component (GO): nucleus; transcription preinitiation complex
Molecular function (GO): TBP-class protein binding; RNA polymerase II general transcription initiation factor activity
Source: RefSeq, a predicted model, not a curated record